Ostreobium quekettii is the source of this 813-nucleotide messenger RNA. NCBI's taxonomy places the organism in Eukaryota, Viridiplantae, Chlorophyta, Ulvophyceae, Bryopsidales, Ostreobiaceae. The record is from the annotation of a GenBank genome assembly.
AUGGGGCCUCCUCCCCCUUUGCCGCCUGGCGCCUCCAGCCUACACCAGCUGCAAAACUUCCCCGCCGCCGCGCGGUCCCUGCCCCAGGCAUCCGCAUUCAAAAGGCCCUCCGGCAGGUCGAUCGAAGGGCGAAUCGAUUCGCGCCGAUCGCUCGGCGCGGCCUCGCGGAUUCCGGGGAUUCGUUUGGGGCGGAGGUUGCGCGAGCUGUCGCGGAGGAGGGAUUGGAGCGGUCGGGGUGGUGGCGGGGAUGAGCGGCUGAGGGCGUCGGCGCUGGAGGGGUCAAUUUCGGACGCGGCGCUCGACCCGGAGAAUUUGAAUCCGGCGGUCAGCCAGGUGAUGAACAGGGAUGUCGUUGUGCUGACAGAGGACAUGCCCAUAAGGAAGGCCAUGCAGGCGUUCUUGAGCAAUGGCAUAUCGGGCGCACCAGUCGUGGAUGCGGUAGGGCGAAUCGUCGGCGUGCUGUCAGAGACAGAUAUAAUUGCCACUGACACGGGGAACACGGGAGCUGAUGGCUCUGCGAGGGAACCUGUGCCCAUCAAAUUUCUUCCCCUGUUUGUGGCCGACUCAGAUCGCGAAGACAUUCGGGCCCUGCUAGAGCAACCUGUGGGUCAGCUAAUGUCUCGAGACCCGUACUACGUGGAGCCUGGAACCCCUGUGGUGCAUGCAGCCAAGCUCAUGAUCGAGAAGCAGGUAAACCGCCUGCCAGUGUGUAUAGAUGGCCAGGUGGUGGGCAUCUUGACACGGGGCGAUGUUCUGCAGUGCAUGAUAUGGGAGAUGCUCAUGGCGGGCACGCCAGACAAUGAGGAUGGGUAA